Molecule: messenger RNA, 5013 nt
Organism: Knipowitschia caucasica
Lineage: Eukaryota; Metazoa; Chordata; Actinopteri; Gobiiformes; Gobiidae
Source: the annotation of a GenBank genome assembly
AUGCGCAGUACGGUGGAUAUGGUGGACGACCCCGAUUAUGAAGAGGAGGAACCUUCCUUCAGCGACCCGGAGGACUUUGUGGAUGACAUCGAGGAUGACGAGCUGCUGGAUGACAUCCUGAGGGAGAAGCCCCAGGAGGCUGAUGGCAUUGACUCCAUGGUGGUGGUGGACAAUGUGCCUCAGGUCGGCCCAGAGAGGCUGGACAAGCUUAAGAACGUCAUCCACAAAAUCUUCUCCAAGUUCGGCAAGAUCACCACAGAGUUCUACCCCGAGGUGGAGGGCACCACUAAAGGGUACAUCUUCCUGGAGUAUGUGUCUCCCACCCAGGCCAUGGAGGCCGUGAAGAACGCAGAUGGAUACAAACUGGACAAGCAGCAUACGUUUAGAGUUAACCUGUUCACUGACUUUGACAAGUACAUGACUAUUAGUGAUGAAUGGGAGACUCCAGAGAAGCAGCCGUUCAAAGACUUUGGUAACAUGCGACACUGGAUUGAGGACCCAGAUUGUCGUGACCAGUUCAGUGUGAUCUACGAAGCUGGAGAAAGAACAGCCAUUUUCUCUAAUGAUGCCAAAGAGUCCAUCCUUGUUGAAGAAAGAGCGCGCUGGACAGAGACAUACGUGCGCUGGUCUCCAAAAGGCACGUACCUGGCCACAUUCCAUCAGCGUGGCAUUGCUCUGUGGGGGGGAGAGAAGUUCAAACAGAUCCAGAGGUUCAGCCACCAGGGCGUGUCCCUCAUCGAUUUCUCGCCUUGUGAGAGGUAUGUUGUGACCUUUAGCCCUCUGAUGGACACAAAAGAGGACCCCCAGGCCAUCAUCAUCUGGGACAUCCUAACGGGACAGAAGAAGAGGGGCUUCCACUGUGAAAGCUCUGCACACUGGCCCAUCUUCAAAUGGAGCCAUGACGGAAAAUUCUUUGCCAGAAUGACCACAGACACACUCAGCAUCUAUGAAACUCCAUCAAUGGGCCUGCUUGACAAGAAGAGUCUGAAGAUUACUGGCAUCAAGGACUUCUCCUGGUCCCCCGGUGACAAUAUCAUCGCUUUCUGGGUCCCCGAGGAUAAGGACAUCCCAGCCAGAGUGACCCUCAUGCAGCUGCCCUCGCGGCAGGAGAUCCGAGUGAGGAACCUGUUCAAUGUGGUAGACUGUAAGCUGCACUGGCAGAGGAAUGGUGACUAUCUGUGCGUCAAGGUGGACCGCACACCCAAAGGCACACAGGGCGUAGUCACCAACUUUGAAAUCUUCCGCAUGAGGGAAAAGCAGGUUCCUGUUGAUGUUGUUGAGAUGAAAGAGAGUAUCAUAGCGUUCGCCUGGGAGCCCAACGGCAGUAAGUUUGCUGUUCUCCAUGGAGAGUCUCCUCGAAUCAACGCCUCGUUCUACCACGUCAAAAACAACGGCAAGAUUGAGCUCACAAAGAUGUUUGAUAAACAACAGGCCAACAGCAUCUUCUGGAGCCCACAAGGACAGUUCAUGGUCUUGGCUGGUCUCCGAAGUAUGAAUGGAGCCCUGGCCUUUGUGGACACGUCGGACUGCACCAUGAUGAACAUAGCCGAGCACUACAUGGCCUCAGAUGUGGAGUGGGACCCAACGGGCAGAUUUCUGGUCACCUCUGUGUCCUGGUGGAGCCACAAGGUGGACAAUGCAUACUGGCUGUGGACCUUCCAGGGCCGUCUCCUUCAGAAGAACAACAAAGACCGCUUCUGUCAGCUGCUGUGGAGACCCCGACCCCCCAGUCUGCUCAGCGCCGAAGAAAUCAAGAAUAUUAAGAAAGAUCUCAAGAAAUACUCGAAGAUCUUUGAACAGAAGGAUCGUCUGAGCCAGUCCAAGGCCUCCAAGGAGCUGGUGGACAAGCGCAGGUCAAUGAUGGAGGACUAUCGAAAGUACAGAGAGGCAACACAAGCCACCUACCAGGAACAGAAGACCCUUCGCCUGGAGCUCAGAGGAGGUGUUGAUACGGAUGAGCUGGAUAGCAACUCCCAUACGCAGUCCGUCCGUUGUUGUGUGGAAAAGAGGAGAGGAGUCAUUGAUUGGAGGUUUUCACGCAGCGUCGGUAAGACCAUGAAGAGAGGCGUUUUGGGGAUAGUUCUGAGCCUGGCACGUCUUUUUCUGGGUUUGUCUUGGCUGUCAUGCAAAGAUGGACUCUUAAAAGUCAGUGCAGUUACUCUCCCAGAGUCCCUCCUGUUUGUGUCUACACUGGACGGGAACCUUCACGCUGUGUCCAAGCAAUCCGGGGACAUCAAGUGGACAUUAAGAGAAGACCCUGUCAUCCAGGUCCCAGUCUAUCUGACCGAGCCUGGUUUUCUCCCUGACCCGAAUGAUGGCAGUUUAUACAUUCUGGGAGGAAAGCAUAAAGAAGGGCUGGUUAAACUCCCCUUCACCAUUCCAGAGCUGGUGCAGUCGGCUCCUUGUCGAAGUUCAGAUGGAAUAUUAUAUACAGGUAAAAAGCAGGACGUCUGGUUUGUGGUGGAUCCAGAGACGGGUGAAAAACAAACCAGCCUGACUACCGGGUCAUCUGAGUCCAUCUGCCCCAACUCCCCCCUGCUCUACAUAGGCAGGACAGAGUAUAUGGUGACCAUGUUUGACACCAAGACGCAGGAGCUGCGGUGGAAUGCUACCUACAACGACUACUCUGCUCCGGCUUAUGAUGAGAAACAGGACUAUAAAAUGGCCCACCUCGUUUCUAGUGGAGAUGGACUUGUAGUGACAGUGGACAGAGAGACAGGAGACGUGCUGUGGAGUCAGAACUACGGCUCCCCUGUGGUGGGUGUGUACCUCUAUUCUGGAGACUCGCUAAGACAUGCCCCUCACCUGUCCCUCGCCAUGGAAACACUGCGCUUCCUAACCUUCUCUGCGAGCGAGCGAGCUGAUCCUUACUCCAGCCUCAAGUGGAGCUACCAGUUUGUGAAGGAACAGGCUAGUGCGCAGACCCAGCUUGUGCCUACUCUAUACGUUGGAAAAAUUGACUCUCAUCUCUACGCCUCCACCUCUCUUGUCCACCAUGGCGUCUCAUUAGUGCCUCGCGGGCUGACCCUAGCCCGUAUAGAGGGUCCUCUGACAGAAGAGGUGACCGUGAGAGAGAGGGGGGAGUGUGAGAUAACGCCCUCCACAGAUGUGCGCUACCCCCCCGGGAGCACAACCAGCCCCAAGAACCAGUGGCUGCUUAUAGGUCACCAUGAGCUGCCGCCGCUGGCUCACACCACCAUGUUGAGGGACUUUCCCGGAGGCCUGCAGCGCUUUGGAGAGGCAGUGAUCCCUCCACAAAAACCUUCCCCAGCCCCACCCUCCUCCUACUAUAACCAGCACUAUUAUGAGGGCUCUGCCGGCAGCUCCAGAGAGUCUCGUUCACAGAGAGGGUCCGGUCCAGAGGAGAGGCCUGAGAAGACCCCCCCACGAGUGACUGUGCUGCCCGUGUACAUGACCCAGGACCACCUCACCCUGGCUGUCCUUACCCUGCUACUGGGGGGGUGGCUGGCCUUCGCCUUCUCCUACCCCAUUCGUGCAGCCCAGCAGAUGAACGCUCAGAGGCAGAUGGACCAGGCCUUUGAGUCCCACCUCCAAAGGAUCCAGAGCACUGUCCACACUGUUCCCCUGGGCUCCUCAGAGACAACUAUCUCCCCAAAGACCAACCUCUCCACUGUUUCUCCCCCAGAACCGGGCCCCAGGUCUCGCCACCACUCCAGCUCCACAUCAGAAACGGACACAAACACCACCAACCAGAAACCUACGACUAGCAACCACUCCAACAACUCCAACCACAGCAACCAGCUCAAUAAUAAUAAUAAUGGGGGCGACGGUGAUGAAGGGGGAGUCCAGGUGGGAAAGAUCUCCUUCAGCCAGUCUGAUGUCUUGGGACAUGGGACAGCAGGCACUUUUGUCUUCAGAGGUCAGUUUGACGGUCGACAUGUGGCCGUGAAGAGAAUCCUGCCCGAGUGUCUGGAGGUGGCGGAGCGAGAAGUGCAGCUGCUCAGGGAGUCGGACACGCACCCCAACGUCAUCCGCUACUUCUGCACCGAGAGGGAUCGCCUCUUUACCUACAUCGCCAUAGAGCUGUGCACGACCACGCUGCAACAGUAUGUAGAAAACCCGUCUGCUUUUCCAGACCUGAGUCCUAUCUCCAUACUGGAACAGACCAUGUGUGGACUCUCACACCUGCACUCCCUCAAUAUAGUUCACCGAGACCUGAAGCCCAGAAACAUCCUUUUGUCCGGCCCCAGCGCGGUGGGCCGAGUGCGGGCUCUCAUCUCAGACUUUGGCCUGUGUAAGAAGAUCCAGGACGGACGUUGCAGCUUCUCUCUGCGUUCGGGCAUUCCAGGGACUGAAGGCUGGAUCGCCCCAGAGGUCCUCAGAGACACGCCUGGAAAUAAACCGACUGCAGCAGUGGAUGUGUUCUCCGCGGGCUGUGUCUUCUACUACGUGGUCAGUGGGGGGCAGCACCCGUUCGGAGACGCUCUGAGGCGACAGGUCAACAUCUUGUCUGGAGAAUACCAUCUCGCUCACUUCUCUGAGGAAAAGAACUGUGAUGUGAUUGCGCGAGACCUGAUUGAGCAGAUGAUCAGCCCGGACCCCGAGGCACGGCCCUCCACCGCCUGCGUGCUCAAACACCCCUUCUUCUGGACGCCCGAAAAACAGCUGCUUUUCUUUCAGGACGUAAGUGACCGAAUAGAAAAAGAGCCGUCGGACAGCCCCAUAGUGGUCAGACUGGAGACUGCAGGACGAUCUGUAGUCCGCACCAACUGGAGGAUGCACAUCUCAGUGCCUCUGCAGACAGACCUGAGACGCUUCAGAACCUACAAAGGAAACUCUGUGAGGGACCUGCUCAGAGCCAUGAGGAAUAAGAAACAUCAUUACCACGAGCUGCCACAGGAGGUGCAGGAGACACUGGGCGAGCUGCCAGAAGGCUUUGUGUCAUACUUUACCUGCCGCUUCCCACGCUUACUCAUGCACACGCACACCGCCAUGGGGACUUGUGCGCGAGAGAGGCUCUUCCUGCCCUACUACCUGAACCCGGAGCCAUAA